AUGGUGGCACCCGCCGUAGUCCCCCCAAGACUCUGGGGGCGACGUCUCUUUCCCCCACCACCCCCAAAGCCCUCGUGCAAAUGGAGCUGCUGCUCCCACAAGGUUGAGGAGCACCCUGACCACGGGCACCCCCCGGCUGAGUCCCGGAUCCCCGCCUGCAUCCCCAACAUCCCCUCCUUGCACCCCAAGAUCCCCGCCUGCAUCCCCAACAUCCCCUCCUUGCACCCCAAGAUCCCCGCCUGCAUCCCCAACAUCCCCUCCUUGCACCCCAAGAUCCCCGCCUGCAUCCCCAACAUCCCCUCCUUGCACCCCAAGAUCCCCGCCUGCAUCCCCAACAUCCCCUCCUUGCACCCCAAGAUCCCCGCCUGCAUCCCCAACAUCCCCUCCUUGCACCCCAAGAUCCCCGCCUGCAUCCCCAACAUCCCCUCCUUGCACCCCAAGAUCCCCGCCUGCAUCCCCAACAUCCCCUCCUUGCACCCCAAGAUCCCCGCCUGCAUCCCCAACAUCCCCUCCUUGCACCCCAAGAUCCCCGCCUGCAUCCCCAACAUCCCCUCCUUGCACCCCAAGAUCCCCGCCUGCAUCCCCAACAUCCCCUCCUUGCACCCCAAGAUCCCCGCCUGCAUCCCCAACAUCCCCUCCUUGCACCCCAAGAUCCCCGCCUGCAUCCCCAACAUCCCCUCCUUGCACCCCAAGAUCCCCGCCUGCAUCCCCAACAUCCCCUCCUUGCACCCCAAGAUCCCCGCCUGCAUCCCCAACAUCCCCUCCUUGCACCCCAAGAUCCCCGCCUGCAUCCCCAACAUCCCCUCCUUAUCCCCGCCUGCAUCCCCAACAUCCCCUCCUUGCACCCCAAGAUCCCCGCCUGCAUCCCCAACAUCCCCUCCUUGCACCCCAAGAUCCCCGCCUAUCCCCGCCUGCAUCCCCAACAUCCCCUCCUUGCACCCCAAGAUCCCCGCCUGCAUCCCCAACAUCCCCUCCUUGCACCCCAAGAUCCCCGCCUGCAUCCCCAACAUCCCCUCCUUGCACCCCAAGAUCCCCGCCUGCAUCCCCAACAUCCCCUCCUUGCACCCCAAGAUCCCCACCUGCAUCCCCAACAUCCCCUCCUUGCACCCCAAGAUCCCCACCUGCAUCCCCAACAUCCCCUCCUUGCACCCCAAGAUCCCCACCUGCAUCCCCAACAUCCCCUCCUUGCACGCUGACAUUCCCUGCUUAUGCACAAUUCCCUGUUAG
This is a messenger RNA of Chaetura pelagica (chimney swift), 1227 nucleotides long. RefSeq names its product DNA-directed RNA polymerase II subunit RPB1-like. NCBI's taxonomy places the organism in Eukaryota, Metazoa, Chordata, Aves, Apodiformes, Apodidae. The transcript is spliced from 4 exons. The coding region runs from base 1 to 1227 and encodes 408 amino acids. The record is from RefSeq and is a predicted model, not a curated record.